GCGUGUGCCGUGGUUUUUUCAUCCCGCGGUAACUUCCCCUCUUUUAAACUAGGAACACAGUGAGUACAUACCGGCCGGUGUCUUCGUGCUGGCUGGGGUUUAUAAUCAGCAGAAGCCACAAUUCAGACUCCAUACCCCUCUCUUCAGCAGACGACUUGCAGACGUGCCAGAGAGUUUUAAAAUUUUAAUAAGCUCUAGACGGACGGGCGGUUGUUUGAUCGUUUUUUCAAGCAGACAGAUACAAAGAAAAGAAAUUCGUGAGUCAACAUAAAUCGUCUUCAGAAGAAAGUGAAAGUGAAAACUUAACAAAAAUGGUUGACACAGCAGAAGCAGAGCAGCUGAUCAGGCAAGGGCUAGGCAAAAGGGUGGUUAGAGCAGAUGGUAAUGUCAAUGGCACUUCAACAAGUAAUGGCGACUCAGACAUGUUGUCAGAGGGUAUCCACGGUUACGAGCAACUCACUCAAAGUGCCCUCUCUCAGAGAGUGAAGAAGUUCAUCACCAUGACAGUGAUGCCAAUCUUUCUGAUUGCCUUUGUGCCCAAUCUGAUCAUCCUGAUCUGGUACACAGUCAUCCACUGUGAUGGCAGCUACCUCAAGAUGAUGUCUGUGUUCAGCAACAGGUCAAUCUUCCAUGGCCUGUGUGAUGUCUGGAGCUUGGCGCGCUACCCCUCGGCCCCAAUCAUCUGGACCCUCGUCGGGUACUGUAUCUAUGCCUUGGCUAUGAUGAAAAUUUUACCUGGGAAAAACGUCACCGGCCCCGUCACACCAAAGGGAAAUGUGCCUGUGUACAAGGACAAUGGGUUUUCAUUUUUUGUGAUUACAAUGGCCCUGUUUUGGAUCUUAACCGUAAUUCUGCAUCCAUUUGGAAUCUCACCUUCCAUUUUAUAUGACAGAUUUGAUGAAGUGAUUGUUGCUUUGAAUGCCUUUAGCAUUAUCUUCUGUGCUUUCCUCUACGUGAAGGGUAAAAUUGCUCCAUCUUCAACAGACUCAGGGUCAUCGGGUAACGUUAUCUUUGAUUACUACUGGGGUAUGGAGCUGUACCCAAGAGUGUUUGGGUUUGAUAUCAAAGUGUUCACCAACUGCAGGUUCGGCAUGAUGGUCUGGGUGUUGCUCGUCUGCGUACAUGCUGUUAAAAGUUACGAGCUUUAUGGGUUCGUUGACUCCAUGUUUGUCUCAGCGUUCCUCCAAGUUCUCUACCUCACUAAGUUCUUCUGGUGGGAGUCCGGGUACCUGCGCACCAUCGACAUCAUGCUGGACCGCGCUGGGUUCUACAUCUGCUGGGGGUGCCUGGUCUACGUGCCUGGACUGUACGCCUCAGUCACCUUCUACCUGGUCAGUCACCCAAUACACCUAGGACCAACUGUCACUGCUGUGUUUUUGUUCUGUGGAGCUUUGAGCAUUUACAUAAACUAUGCUGCUGACUCGCAGAAGCAGGAAGUCCGUGGGGCUAAUGGCGACUGCCUGAUAUGGGGUCGUAAGCCUGAUAUCAUUCGUGCCAAGUACCAACUGGAGAAUGGCGACGUGAAAGAAAGUAUUUUACUGGCGUCAGGCUGGUGGGGGCUGUCGCGACACUUCCACUACAUCCCUGAGAUUAUGCUGGCGUUCUUCUGGUCUGUCCCUGCUUUGUUUGACAAUGUACUGCCCUACUCAUACGUCAUCUGGCUCGUGAUUCUCCUCACACACCGCAGCUACCGGGAUGACACCAAAUGUGGGAAGAAGUACGGCUCAUUUUGGAAUCAGUAUUGUAAGAAAGUUCCACACAAGAUUGUACCCUAUUUAUUCUAAAUCUAGGUGCAAUAUUUUAUUUAACAUUUGGGUUGUUUAAUUUCUCUCUUAUCAUUUCAAAAACAAGUACUCACUUUUU
Physella acuta is the source of this 1863-nucleotide messenger RNA. RefSeq lists its product as uncharacterized. The record is from RefSeq and is a predicted model, not a curated record. Gene Ontology annotation, cellular component: endoplasmic reticulum membrane. Gene Ontology annotation, biological process: sterol biosynthetic process; brassinosteroid biosynthetic process. Lineage: Eukaryota; Metazoa; Mollusca; Gastropoda; Physidae. Gene Ontology annotation, molecular function: 7-dehydrocholesterol reductase activity.